Rhea pennata is the source of this 826-nucleotide messenger RNA. RefSeq names its product cilia and flagella associated protein 90 (gene CFAP90). NCBI's taxonomy places the organism in Eukaryota, Metazoa, Chordata, Aves, Rheiformes, Rheidae. The record is from RefSeq and is a predicted model, not a curated record. The coding region runs from base 182 to 661 and encodes 159 amino acids. The transcript is spliced from 3 exons.
CGGCAGAAAAGCGCUCCAGGAAACGGCGGAGGCGCUGGCCUCCCCACUCCCUCUCCCGCUGCGGGCCUCGGCGCGGCCUCCCGGCCCUCUGGGCCCAACGUUACCUAGAGACGGUGCAACGCGGCCGCUCCGGGCACCCGCUGCCGCUGCCCUCGGCCCCGGGGCCGGCUCUGUCGCGGCGAUGCAGAGCGCCCGGGACGCCAGAGACGCUGCGGGGGGUGAGGAGGAGGAAGAGGAGGAGAAUCCGGGUGCUCCGGUGAGAGGGAAACACCAGCUGCCGCUGUCGGCCCAGUCGGCCUUCAGCUACAUCCCGCCGGGGCGGCGGGAUCUGCCAGAGGUCAGCUAUUUCCACCAAGAGGCCAAGACAGGGAGUGUUUACACUUACGAUUCCAUUUUUAAAAGACCAGUGGGUUACAACAAGUAUCUUCACCGAUGUGACAGAGAACAUGCGAAGAACCAAGGCCUUAACAUAAAUGAUGAGGAAAUGGCAAGACCUGUAGCUGUUUUGUCAUCUUCAGAUUAUGGGAGACGCAUAAAAAAGCCUGUAGAGCAGCUGAUCAGAGAUCACGCCAGGAUUAAUCACGUGCAGGCAGAAUUCUACAGGAAAAACGGAAUCACCUGCUUACUGGAAAAGCCUUCUCCAAGCCUGGAUCCAUGUUAAAUCUCUUAUAACUGUGAUUGCCAGCAACACUUACGUGCUAUAAAAAAAAAAACCCAAAACAAAUGAUGUGAGCAUCAAUAAAGAAGGCAGUGUUUUUGCCUUUUCCUCUACUAUUUUAGUUAAUGAGAGUGGUUUGGAAUAAAAAGGGAUGAAUUAGCAGCUGUA